Messenger RNA from Monodelphis domestica (gray short-tailed opossum), 6365 nucleotides. RefSeq names its product mitochondrial ribosomal protein L17 (gene MRPL17). Gene Ontology annotation, biological process: translation. Gene Ontology annotation, molecular function: structural constituent of ribosome. Gene Ontology annotation, cellular component: mitochondrial large ribosomal subunit; ribosome. NCBI's taxonomy places the organism in Eukaryota, Metazoa, Chordata, Mammalia, Didelphimorphia, Didelphidae. The record is from RefSeq and is a predicted model, not a curated record.
AAAUAAUUAGUUUUUGGUUUAUUAAAUACAGUUACAUAUUACAAUUAUACAUUUAUGUUAUUUAAACUAUAAAUGUCACAAAAUUAUGUUUUUUUUCUCCAAGUAACACACCCGAGUUAUGCUCAUAGUUUUGGUGAAUUUUGACACUCCAAGUUCAAAAGGUUGCCCAUCACUGAGUCUAGAGGAAAGUUAACAAAUUUUAAGGAAUCAACAAAAACAAUAAAGUACAGUAGAAUGCAAAUUUCUUGGAAGCAGAAGUUUUUUAUUUUUGUUAGUAUUAUAAAUACCUAGACCAGCACUUUGCCCAUAUGUAUUCCAUUGUUUUUCCAAUAAACAGAAUAAAUAAACAAAAGGUACUUCCUAAUUACUGAAGUAAACUGAAUAAACCAAAAUAAAAAGUAUUGGUAAUUUAAAAUUUAUGCAAUCCACAGCUUAGUUUGUUUUUCUUAAUGAAGGACUAAUUUUAACAAUACACAAUUGCUAUUUGUUUCCAAAGGCUUUUCUGAACUUAUCUUCUGUGUGUUUUUUCUGUAUUUUGUCUCUUUUGCUGUUAUUGCAAAUGUAGUUGUAAUUAGCACAUAUGUGUUCACUUUUACUCCACUGGGAGAUCAGAGAGGUAAAUUAUUGAAAGUGUGACCUUUUUUUGGAAUAAACUUUGAAAGAAUCAACAAAAAUAGACAUUCAGAUAAGCAAAAACCAGAUUGAAAGCCUCUUUGGGGCAGGAACUGUUUUUCCUGGUACUUUGCACUAUGGGUCCUUAAUAAGUGAACUGAAUAAACAAGAAAAAAAAUUGCACUCAAAGCACACCAUAAACUUCUACAAUUUACAGUCUUUUUUUUUUCUAUGUAUAUAGUAAUUUUUAAAAAGAUAGUAGCAAAAAUGCCCUAUCAAUUUUCAUGUGCCAUUCUGACCUUUUUUUUCCUUUGCAUUUCGUUCCUGUUAUCACGGCUGAUGCUACUGUUAAUACCUGUGUGGGCCAGUAACACAUUGCUGCUCUUACUGAGUCCUUUACUCUGACAUCACCUCAUUUAUCUUUCAAAAGUGAUUUGUAUUCUUCAGACUUGUGGUAUUUUUUCUGAACAUAACACUUCAUUUCAUUCAUGUUACACAAGUUGUUCAGCCAUUUACAGUUAUGGCUCAUUUGUACUGUUUCUGCUAUUAUACACGUCUGUGAUAUAUAUCAUUGAGAUAUGAUACUGGUAGGAAUUUUUUUGUACAGAUAGGUCUUUUUUCUAAUAAAUGAUAAUGAUAGUCAAUAACUAGCAUUUAUGUAGUUCUCUAAAGUUUGUGAAAUGCUUACAAAUAUUCUUAUUUGAUCUUUACAAACAAUCCUGGGAAGUAGAUACUACUAUUUAUCUUCAUUUUGUGAAUGGGGAAAUUGAAAAAGACAGAGAUUAAGUCUAGACCUGGAAUCAGGAAGACCUGAGCUCAAAUAUGAUAUCAGAGACGUAAUAGCAGUGUGACCCUGGGUAAGUCACUUAACCCCAACGCCUAGCCUCUACUGCCAUUCUCCUUUGGGUAGGGUUUUUUUUUUUAAAUCAAUAGCAACAAAAGUCAAAGAGUUCUGUUGAAACUCAAACUAUAAGCCAAUGUUUAUUAAAACAAUCUGGUGGGGGAAGAGGGGUUGCUCAGUGGUUUGAGAGCCAGACCUAGAGACGGGGGAUCCUAGGUUCAAAUCUGGCCUCAGAUACUUCCCAGCUGUGUGACCCUGGGCAAGUCACUUAACCCCCAUUGCUUAACCCUUACCACUCCUCUGCCUUGGAACCAAUACAUAGUAUUGAUUCUAAGAUGGAAGGUAAGGGUUUAAAAACAAACAAACAAAAAACAAUCUGGUAUUGUUUUAAACUUUUUAAAAAGUAGAUGAAUGAAAAAAAUAGACUAGACAAGGUAGAAGAAACAAUGGAACUCAAUAUCCCAGUGUUUAAUAAACCUGAAAACUUAAAUUACUUUUAUAAGAACUUUUAAUUUGUUAAUUUGCUGGUAAAACAUAGAAAGCAGUCUGGAAGAAAUUAGGUUUAGACUAAUAUGCCAUAUAAGAGUCCAUUCUAAAUGGAAGUGUUCUUAAUAUUAAAGAUGAUACUAUAUAAAUUUUUAGGAGAGAAGCAGAUAAUAUGCCUCUCACAGAUAUGAGUAGUUAACAUAUUUUUAAUCAAACAAGAUAGAGAUAAUAACAAAAGAUAAAAUGGAUAAUUUUGAUCACAUGAAGCUGAAAAGCUACUAUAUAGAGUUAAUGCAGCUAGGACAAGAGAAAUAGUCAAAUGGGAAAAAUCUUUGUAUUGAAUGCUUUUGAUAAGUGUUUGGCUUCCCAGAGAUAGAAACAGAAAGAAAGACAUGACCAAAAAAGUCAAUCAUUGAUAGAUAUAAACAAAUAUAUUCAACUACAAAUCCUUAUAAUCCUCUCUAACAAAUAUGAUUGGUCACCCAAUAAAUAUUUACUAAAGAGCCCAUUGUGUGCCAGGUAUUGGGCUAAGCACUGGAGCUUAUUCAUAUAUUUAGGAAACUUCUUUAAACGUACUCUGAACUUCAAUUCAAUAAAUAUUUAUUACGUAACCUAUUAUGUGCCAGGUAUAGUGCUAAAGAACAAAUACAAAUAAGAAAAACAGCUCAUUAAGUCCAGUAGCUUACAAUAUGAGGGAAGACAACAAAUAAAAAAAAGUUGAAAGGGGAGUGCAGCAGUUGCAGGCACACUGUUUGGUGGAAUGGCAACUAAGCAAAUGGUAAUGGAAAACAGUUCAUUCUGAGCCCAGUAUAAGGAAAGACACUGGGAGGAGUUUAUAGUGUCACCCUUUAGCCCUCCAAUCCGUGGGGAGGGGGAGGGAGCUGGGAGAAUUGAGAAGGUCCCGAGUUUCAAAAACUGCAUCUUCUGUAAUUACAUUAGUUGGGUUAGGGUAGAAUCUCCUCUUCCUUCUUUAAACAUACAGGGAUGGAUAGACUGACUCUGACUCUCACUCUCUCUCACUCUCUCUCUCUGUUAUAUUCACUUGUCAACAAAAUUUUAAAUUGCAAUGUACAGAUAUCACUUAAUAUAAAAAUCACACUAUAUUUUCCUUUGGGGUUUUAUUUAUACAAAAAAAAAGCAACAAAAGCUAAGGAAAUUCUUACUCUACUGUAAUUAGCUACAUUAACAAGAUAUAGUAAAAAAAAGCAGUUAAGAAACACUUUCUUUUAAGACAUAAAAGGUAUAAAAUAAUUAACUGCAGCUAUUAAGACAACUGCACAACAGAAUGUACAUGCAAGUGAUUGUAGGAAAGAAGUAUCUAUUAGAAAAAGAUACACGGUUCUGAUAUUUCUAAGAUAUGCAUUGUUAUAUAUUUCUUUUGUUCAGCAAACUACUGCAGUCCUGUAAUUAUCUCGAAAAUGUGUAUGAAUAUAUCAUAUAAAUACUAGCAUGUAAAUAGUACACACAUAAACAAAACACUAUACAGUCUAAACAAAGGGCAUAAAAAUGCACGAAUAUACAGACAUACUUCUACAAAAAGCAAUUCUCCUAAAUCUUAAUGCCUUCCAACAUUACUCUCAAUUUAUCCUGUCUAUACCUUGUUUGUAUGUCGUUUUCUGCAUAUUUCUUCCAUUAAGUAAUCUCCCGGAAAGCAAAAAGUCUUUUUCCUUCUUUGUACUCCCAGUGCUUUGAAUAGUACAUAUCACAGGGAAUGUGUUGAAUAAAUACAUACUGGCUGAUUGAUUGAAGCACAUAACAUACCCCCAAAUCCUAUAGGGUCUGAAGUUGGAACUCAGUCCACCAAUCGGAGGAACAUUUGCAGGACUCUGGAACAUGCAUAAUCUCUUCUUAACCAAAAAGUCGAAGAGCCCAAGAAGCAGCCCGGAACUACCAUUCCCAGGUGGCUCCGAGAUGUUCUUUAUUUAUACAACAAUCUACUAGAAGGAGGUGCUCUCUGAAUUCGCUUUUCAGCCCGCCAGGGGACGCCAUGCCAUCUACCCGUUACAACUGAAUGUGGCAUUUAAGAAGCGCCCACUCCUCAUCCCCGCCCCUUGACGCACGCAGCUCGCACGUUCCGCUCCGCCGGACUACUCUGUAAAUAGGUGCGGUCCGACACUCCACCGACCACUGCCACCAAAGCGGACGCAUAGACGCAUGCGCAGACACGUACACCACGACACCCCGCCCCACCCCGCAAUUACGCAUGCUCGAUUACAGUCAGUUUGUACUGCGGCCAACACCUGCGUACACAUCCCAGUCCCUGGGGCAGUUCCGGUUCCGGGUGGCGACGCAAGUAGCUGUCCACCAUGCGACUCUCAGUUGUCGCGGCCAUCUCACACGGGCGAGUGUAUCGCCGCCUAGGUCUGGGCCCUGAAUCCCGCAUCCAUCUACUACGCAACCUGCUGACGGGCCUAGUGCGCCAUGAGCGUAUUGAGGCUACCUGGGCCCGUGUUGACGAGAUGCGCGGCUAUGCCGAAAGGCUCAUUGACUACGGAAAGCUGGGAGACACCAACGAGAAGGCGAUGCGGAUGGCUGACUUCUGGCUAACGGAAAAGGACUUGAUCCCAAAAUUGUUCCAGACACUGGCCCCUCGCUUCAGCAACCAAAAUGGGGGCUACACAAGGAUGUUUCAGAUCCCGAACCGUGAAGGUGUGGACCGGGCCAAGAUGGCAGUGAUUGAAUACAGGGGGAACCCCCUCCCUCCACUGAUGGUGCCACAUCGGGACAACAAUCGUACACUCCUCAAUCAAUUAAUUUUGGGCCUUCAAAAGGAUCUGGAACAGAGACCCCCAAGAUCUACUGCAUAAAGGCCAUGAGAAUGUAGUUCAAAGCAACACAGCCCAGAAGACUGAGUUCUUGUUGGGUAUUCUGGCCUGGUACUUUAUGAGGGCAGACAACUUAUAUUGCCUUCCUCUCUCUGGAUUUCCUGGAACUUCACAGUUAUUGUCUUCCCUUGUUACUAGGAAAUCUCAGUCCACACUAUGUGAGCACAGGAAUAGAGCAAGAGAUAAAUGUGUAUUUGUGGGGCAAGCCAGUGCCCUUGGAGCCAUCAUUUUCUGGGCCUUGAGGAAGGAAGGAAAAAAACAGGCUGAUAGGCUUCACUUUGUACAAUAGAUGGUUUCUAUUCAGUUGUGUGUAAUUUGAGUACUGUUUUUAUCCAUUUCUCUCCCUGGCCUCUAGGGUGAGACUAUUCUCUCUAGAAGGCCUGGCUCUAGACAGAACUCUACUGAGUCUCUUCCCUAAGCCAGAAGCUCCAGAAGACAUUAUAGCUGUCCUUCUGUAUCCAAGGCAGGGGCAUUCACAACUUCUACCCCAACCAUCUAUAGUAGCCUUGAGUAGGCUAAGUAUAUUCUCUGUACCCUCUUUUCUCCCCAACUUAUAUACUUUAGCUUUGGAUUAUUGUUAAACCCUAAGUCUUUGAAGGCUUUGCAGGAUUGGGAUGAAGAAGAUGCAUACAGUGUUGAGGAGGACCAUCCCAAUGUCCCGUAACAUACACAUAGGCUAACCUAUGUAAGUAGAUGUGAUGAGGGGGAAUCCCAAAACCAGCUUCAGUAAGGUCAGCCUAGGGUGGGAAUCAGGAUGUAGAUCCUGCUGAGAAUUUCCUGGAAAUAUUUCCCAUGUACUGACUCUCAGUCUACUUUCUGGGGAGGGAGGAAAUCCGGUGCUGCAGAGCAAUGAGAUUCAUUCAUAUGGGUAGCCUUGCUUUAGGUGCCACAGAACUAAAGGAAAUCCGAAGUCAACACCCUUUUCUCUGUCCCUAAAUAUAUGCCCCACAACUAUCACAAGAUUAGCACACAUAUAAGAUUUAAAUAUACACAAGGAAUUACCUUUUGGAAACUAAGUAGGAGUCAACAGGUAUAGAAUCCCCAGACUAUGGUUACUCCCUGGGGAGAUAGGAAGAACUAAAUUCUCUAUCCUGGUUAUUUUGGAAUAAUGGGAAAUAACAGUCUUGGGUACUUUUAGAAAUAAUAUUUUAAGGGAAUCCUGAUCUCAUUCUGCAGUAAAAUGAUAAGGAAAUAUUGACUCUAGCUAUUCAUUUGGAUGGCAUUUCAAAAUGUGGUAACCCUCAGGGAGAAUUUGUGAAGUCUUGGCUUGGAUCUCAAGAAAAGAGAUUGGGAUGCUGGUCAGUUCUGAACUUUUGUCACUUGCUGAUAUAGUAAUGAAAAACUAGCAAUAGGUUUUUAUCUGUGAGACAAUGUUGAGGCCAUUUAGGGACACUGGUGGGGAAUCUAGAUCUACCCAUUUCUGGGUAUAGUUAAAAAUUCUAGCCCUGGUUACCUUAUGACAAAAUAAUGGGGAACCUUUUCUUUGGUCUUAGUGAUGUAAACUUGCCCUGGUCAUUUUUGCAUAUGAUGAUGGGGAAUCCAGGCCUUCAUUAUUCUGGGAAAGUUAAAAUCCUCAUCCUUAAUAAAUGUUGAUUAAUCGA